AGUUACAAGAAAUGUACAAGCCUCCAUUGCUGAUCUUGGAGUGUUGAACACGUCCACCCUUUUGACCUAACUCUUUAUAUUAUUUCAAGAAUCUUGCCAAACCCCACGCAAAUAUUGGAACUGUUAUUGAAGAGAAAAUUCUCAAAAUUCUUCAGAAGCUUCAUCUUAAAGCACAAGGAUCGCGUUCCGCUUUUGUGUUAUAAAGUUAGAUUUUUUGGUGGGAGUUGUUGAAAACUCUAGAAGAUGGAGGCGGCGACGAGCUCUAGGAUUCUUCCGCACAUGAAUUUCAAUCCGAAUUCGACAUCGUCAUGCCCUCGGGCUAAAUCGAUGUCGAUUUUCUUUAAUACAUCCAAAGUUUCCGCUAAUUCUACUUCAAAUGACAAAAGGAGUAGUGUUGCUAGAGGACUGUGUCUCAGCCGUCCAGUGCAGAAGGACUUGGAUGGGAGAACGUUUUGCUCGACUGGAGUGUGCACUUAUCCUAGUGAUGUGUUUGAGUCAUAUUCCCACGCAACAGAGGAAAAAAUAGGAGUGAUGCUUUUGAAUCUUGGAGGGCCGGAGACUCUACAUGAUGUUCAACCGUUCUUGUUCAAUUUGUUUGCUGAUCCUGAUAUUAUUCGUCUUCCCAGGUUGUUCCGGUUCCUUCAGCGUCCUUUGGCACAGCUGAUAUCAGUUUUGCGAGCUCCUAAAAGUAAAGAAGGCUAUGCUGCCAUUGGAGGUGGUUCACCUUUACGUAAAAUAACAGACGAGCAGGCAAAUGCAAUAAAGUUGGCUCUAGAAACUAAGGAAGUUCCUGCAAAUGUCUAUGUUGCAAUGCGGUACUGGCACCCAUUCACUGAGGAAGCGGUUCAUCAGAUUAAGAGAGAUAGGAUUACAAGACUUGUAGUAUUGCCACUUUACCCUCAAUAUUCUAUCUCAACAACUGGAUCGAGCCUCCGUGUUCUUCGAGACAUGUUUAGGGACGAUACGUAUUUGUCCAGAUUACCUGUUGCUAUUAUACAAUCUUGGUAUCAGCGGGAAGGUUAUAUCAAGUCGAUGGCCGACUUAAUCGAAAAGGAGUUGCAGGUUUUCCCAGACCCAGAAGAGGCCAUGAUAUUCUUCAGCGCCCAUGGAGUUCCAGUCAGUUAUGUUGAGGACGCGGGUGAUCCGUAUAAAGAUCAGAUGGAAGAAUGUAUUUUCUUAAUAAUGCAAGAACUGAAAUCUAGAGGAAUUAACAAUGAUCAUACUUUGGCUUUCCAGAGCCGUGUCGGACCUGUGGAGUGGUUGAAGCCAUACACCGAUGAAGUUCUUGUUGAGCUUGGCCAGCAGGGUGUAAAGUCUCUGCUGGCUGUCCCAGUGAGCUUUGUAAGCGAGCACAUAGAAACUCUCGAAGAAAUCGACAUGGAGUAUAAAGAAUUAGCCCUGGAAUCAGGCAUUGUCAACUGGGGUCGUGUCCCGGCUCUAAACUGUACACCGUCAUUCAUCACUGAUCUGGCGGAUGCAGUGAUUGAAGCAUUGCCUUCGGCUAUGGCAAUAUCAACCUCUAACACCACCACUGAAGAAGCUGAAAACGACAUUGUUGGCUAUGCUAUUAAAAUGCUGUUCGGUUCAAUCCUGGCAUUCAUUUUGCUUCUAUCACCAAAGGUAAUAUUAGCGUUCAGGAAUUACAUUCCAUAGAAGGCAAGAAACUGUAGGACUAGGCUGUUUGUGCUUUCCACAAAAGGAGAUAGCUCACAAUGGCAGCGCCCCUCGUUUGUCUGCAGUGAAACAUUUUGAGAGUAUUUUUUCUUUUGUGGGGUUUAAGAGAUACGGUAUAUCCGGCAGUCGGAUAACAUAGUUUGAAUUUUGAUAAAGGUAUAAUGGAGCAGAUAUAGAUGAAGCAAGCAGAUGCAGUGUUCAAAUUAUUGUACUUGGCUCAUAGCACAAUCCCUUUUGGCGCUGGAAUUAGCUUUAGAUGUCACACAAAACUGCAGGUAGAAAUCGGCAGCACCUUCUGGGCAUGCAGUUCCUGACUGUAAUUUUUGACAUUAGUUCUCCCUCAGGAGUAUGAACAUAAUGAAUUAAGGAAGUGCUAUUGUGCUUGCUUGUCUGAUUAUUUCCA
This is a messenger RNA of Sesamum indicum (sesame), 2077 nucleotides long. Its product is annotated as ferrochelatase 1. Gene Ontology annotation, biological process: heme biosynthetic process. The record is from RefSeq and is a predicted model, not a curated record. Gene Ontology annotation, cellular component: mitochondrion. Lineage: Eukaryota; Viridiplantae; Streptophyta; Magnoliopsida; Lamiales; Pedaliaceae. Gene Ontology annotation, molecular function: protoporphyrin ferrochelatase activity.